AUGGCGCCAUGUACGACACGCGCAGGGGCAACUAGCUCGAGGGCAGACAGCUCGUGCGGGGCGACGAGCGUGGCAGUCACGGUCUCGUGGGCGCAGAGCACAGCAAGGAGGACGCUCGACCGGGUGGCACACUACACGCUCGGCCAAGCUACGCACCCGGACUCUGAUACACCUAAGCCGAAGCUCAGGAAGGAGAGGGGCUUGUUUACUAGUGCUCACUGCAUAGAACAUGGGAUGAAAAGGAGAAGGCGAGGAGCUAAAUGGUGGAUUCACGGUGUUUGCUCCAAAUGGUCACAUAAUGGUACUUUCCAGUUACGAGGAUUGUUUCGAUGGGAGGGUUACCUUGCCACCACUAAAAGAACCUCCAAGUUACCUUGCAAGUUUAUUGGUAGUAGACGGGGCAAAAGUUCAGCAAACUACCAACAGAAUAUCAGAUCUUACAACUCCAUGUUUGCAUUCACAUCAAUGGGAGGGACUGUCGACAAAAACAUAAACAAGGGGCGUGGACCUUAUGUUUUCCGACUGAAAGGCCAGAACUACCACCGCAUAGGCACUUUGCUACCUCAUGAAGGAGACAAGCCUCGCUUCCAACAAUUAUACAUCUAUGAUACAGCGAAUGAGAUCCAUAAUAGGCUCCAAGUGUCAAGAUCUGGUGAAUGUAGUGCCCCUCUAGAUGAAAGCAUUAUCACGGGCCUCGUAACCAUGCUCAACGAGAACAACACACUGUCAAAGAUCCCGCCGAAGGAAGCCACGGACGUGACAUCGUACUUGAGUAUAAAGAUGAGGCCUAAAAGGAUACCAGAACUCCACCCAAAAUUUAUGGCCAUGCAAUACCCGUUGCUUUUCCCGUAUGGAGAAGAUGGUUUUAGACCUGGCAUAAGAUACAGAGCAAACGGUGCAAGGAAUGGCAAGAAAUACAUCACCAUGCUGGAAUACUAUGCAUAUCGCCUCCAACAACGCUCUGAUCAAUCGAUGCUGAUGCUGAUGUGCGGAAAUCUGUCAAUGCAGUUCCUAGUUGAUGUCUAUGCAUGCAUCGAACAAUCCAGGCUUGAAUGGGUAAGAAAGAAUCAAGGAGCUCUAAGAACAGAACUUUUUUCUGGGUUAAGAGAUGCAAUCGUAAAAGGAGAUACAAGAACAGAACAAGUUAGGAGGAGGAGACUACUUCCAGCAAGUUUCGGAGGAAGUCCCAGAUGCAAAGAGCAAAACUACCAAGAUGCAAUGGCAAUAUGCCGUUGGGCUGGAUACCCCGACUUGUUUGUAACAUUCACAUGCAAUCCUAAGUGGCCAGAGAUCCAGUGCAUGCUUGAUGAAGCUGGGAACCAGCAGAAGCCAGCAGCACGACCUGAUAUUGUAGUUCGAGUGUUCAUGCUAAAACUGAAGGAAUUAAUGACGGACAUUAAACAGAGGCGGCAUUUCGGAAAGACGAAAGCAAAGAGGAUGGAGACAAACAAAGAGUAUGAGGAUGCCAGGGAAUUAACAUACUCAGAAUUCCCGACCAAAUGGACAUGGCAUGCCAAAGAAAAGCAAUGGGCAAGACGAAAAAGGGGCAAGAAAAUUGGCCGGAUCUACAAUGCUCACCCUGUGAGUGGAGAAAGGAGUGGAUCAACUGCAUCAAGGAAGCAUCCAGAUGGGCGUCUGGGAUGCAACUACGGCAAUUAUUUGCAACCAUUCUGCGGCAUUCUGCAGAGGACUGCGGAAUUUGCAAAGUGGAUACUACAAAUUGGUAAUGGAGACACGGUUUCAUUAGAUGAGGAAUGGGUUACUAUCCCCAGUGACCUGUUGCUACAAAAAGGAGAUGAUCCAAAAGCAAAAAUCAUUGAAAGCACCUACCCAGGCCUGCACGAUAACUGCUGCGAUCAGAAGUUCCUAGAAGAAAAUGCAAUAUUGUGUACAACAAAUGAGGAUGCCAAAGAAAUCAACGAGUAUGUUAUGGAACAAAUCCAGGGUGACACAGUGAGUUAUCUGAGCAGUGACAGCGUGUCCAAAUCGAUGUACUACAACCAUGAAAUGGAGCAUCAAUAUCCAACUGAGUUCCUCAACACCUUGAAGCACUCAGGAAUUCCAAACCACCAGCUCAAACUCAAAGUUGGCCUGCCGGUGAUGCUUCUUCGUAACGUCAACCAAACAGCGGGGCUGUGCAAUGGUACUCGAAUGAUAAUCACACGACUUGGGGAAAAGGUCACUGAAGCACAGAUCAUAACUGGAGCAUGCAUAGGGGAUAAGGUAUGCAUCCCUCAGAUCAUCAUGACACAAUAUGAACCCAGGUGGCCGUUCAUGCUAAAAAGAAAGCAAUUCCCUUUCUCUGUGUGCUUCGCAAUGACAAUCAACAAAAGCCAAGGGCAAUCUCUGGAAAAGGUCGGGCUCUAUUUACCGAGACAGGUUUUCACCCAUGGGCAGCUCUAUGUAGCAGUUUCCAGAGUCACAAAGAGGGAUGGGCUGAAGAUCCUCAUCACCGAUGAAGAGUGCCCUGGUGAAGGGAUGGUGAGAAACAUCGUCUACAAGGAGAUCUUCUAA
Miscanthus lutarioriparius is the source of this 2514-nucleotide messenger RNA. The record is from the annotation of a GenBank genome assembly. Lineage: Eukaryota; Viridiplantae; Streptophyta; Magnoliopsida; Poales; Poaceae.